CCACCACCACCAUCACACUCGCCGCUCACAACGACCCCCUCUCCCACGAGACACCCCUUUGAAGCCACACCCCUCCCAGUCAGCCGCCGCCCCCGUGUCAGAUGACGGCGUGAUUGCCAACCUUUCCCACCGCGACCACAAUGGGCAAGGCGCGCCCCAAGAUCUAUGCCGUCCGGGUUGGGCGGCGGCCGGGCAUCUACCAUAGCUGGAAGGAGGCCAUGACCCAGGUCCUCGAGUUCCCCGGUGCGGUGCACAAGUCGUUCUACGACCAGGACGAGGCGAUUGCCUUCCUCGGCGGACUGCACGGUAUCGAGCCCGUCCUGCCGCCAGAUAUUAAGCCCGUGGUGCCGACCUGGGGAUCAGCACCAGUCAAGGCCGAGCCGGGGCUGUAUCCGCCCCUCCCGCAGUUCGACCACAGCCAGCCCAAGCUGGAGGGGUACGCCAAGCGGCCCGUCCAUCACCCGUUCUUCAACCUGCCCAAGGCCGUGGCCAAGGUGCAAGACCCAGUGCUGUCGGCACAGCAACAGGCCAUCGUCGACCGCGUACUCGCAGGCGAGAACAUCUUCUUUACCGGGUCAGCAGGUACAGGCAAGUCUGUCGUCCUGCGUGCCAUCAUCCGCGCGCUCGAGAAGCCCACCGGAUGGCGGAGGAAGAAGUUCGCCGUCACGGCCUCGACGGGCAUCGCGGCGCUCAACAUCGGCGGGAAGACGGUCCACUCAUGGGCUGGGAUCGGGCUGGGCCUCAAACCUGCCUCCACGCUUGCGGACAACAUCCUGCGGACGGGGUUAUGCAGGGCAAACUGGCUCGACACGGAUGUUCUGAUCUUGGACGAGGUGUCCAUGAUACAUGCCGACCUGCUCGAGAAGCUCGACUACAUCGGUCGCGCUGUCCGUCGGGGAGAGAACUGGAAGCCGUUCGGAGGGCUCCAGCUCGUAUUCUGCGGCGACUUCUUCCAACUCCCGCCCGUGCACAAGAACGAGGACGUCUACUACGCGUUCGACACGGAAUGCUGGGAGAAAAUGUUCGCGCCGCACAACGUCGUCACCCUCACGCGUGUGUACCGUCAGAACGACGACGUGUUCAUCAAGACGCUCGAGUCGCUGCGCCGCGGCACGAUCUCGGACCAGCAGGAGGACGUUCUCUUAGAAUGCAACCGCACUCUGCAGAGCCCAGAGGGCGUGGAGCCAGUGUGGCUAUAUCCCAGGCGAUACGAAGCGAGCAACAAAAACACCGCGCGCCUCAAUGCCCUACAGGGGUCGACAAUGCUCUACGACGCGGUCGACAUGCCGGGACAAGCGUCUAACAAGCGGCCCCUCUCCCCUGAGGACGCAACGCGCGUCUUGAACGAACGGUCUCGUUGGCCGGAGACGGUGUCGUUGAGAGUUGGCGCCCAGGUCAUGCUGGUCUUCGACUACCCGGGUCUCGUCAACGGCUCGACUGGCAUGGUCGUCGCUUUCAUGACCCGCGAGCAGGCUACCGCCAAUGGCGUAGCGCUGCCGCGUUCCACCGACGUUGCACCUGGCAGGUGGCCCGUUGUGACAUUUCCGCCGCCGAGGGACUGCAGGUUCAUCCUGCCGGAGCGCGUACUCAUUCCAGCCAUAGCACAAUCGCUGGAGCACCCAGACGGGACCAUUGAGGCCACUCGGCUUCAAGUGCCGCUUAUCCUGGCAUGGGCGUUGACAAUCCACAAGGCCCAAGGCCUCACUCUCGAGCGCGUUCGUGUCGACCUCAACCAGACGUUCGACUAUGGCCAGGCGUAUGUGGCCAUCUCGCGUGUGACGAGCCUGGAAGGAUUGGAGCUGAGAGGGUUCUCGAAGAGCAAAGUCUUGGCGAGCCCGCGGGUGUUAGAGUGGGAAGCGGCCGGAGAAGAUGCCAAAAAUGAAGAGCAGGUUGUCGCGUCGUUAGAUGACGCGUUGUAG
Messenger RNA from Vanrija pseudolonga, 1919 nucleotides. RefSeq names its product ATP-dependent DNA helicase pfh1. The transcript has 10 exons. Bases 141 to 1919 code for a protein of 592 amino acids. Gene Ontology annotation, biological process: DNA repair; telomere maintenance. The record is from RefSeq and is a predicted model, not a curated record. Gene Ontology annotation, molecular function: DNA helicase activity; ATP hydrolysis activity. NCBI's taxonomy places the organism in Eukaryota, Fungi, Basidiomycota, Tremellomycetes, Trichosporonales, Trichosporonaceae.